AUGCGCGACGUGCAUAGCAACACUGGGAAGGCAGAGGAGAAGAGGGAUCGUUUAUGCGCAUUUUUGGGACGAAAAGAGAAAAAUCCUCUAAACAGACGCUCAGGAAUCAUGGGGAGUGUGUUCCUGCCGGCGGACGCGGCCCACUCGGUGCUGCACAGGCUGCGCAGGGCCAACUUCUUGCUCGAGGAGAUGAAGCAGGGGAACAUCCAGAGGGAGUGCCGCGAGGAGAUCUGCACCUAUGAGGAGGCCCGCGAGGCUUUCGAGAAUGACGAGAAGACGAGGCGGUUCUGGGAGGAAUAUGUGCGGGAGAGCAGUCCAAACGGAGGGCUGGAAACGGUGGUGGGAGGAGUCCAUUCUCUCUACCUGAUUGUGCCGUUGCUGCUGGUUGUGCUCAUCAUCAUCGCCGUCGCCAUCACUGUGUGGCGCUGCCAUUCCCGCAAGCGCUCGCAACGCAGCCCCAGCCUGGGUCACUCGCACCACGACCACGUCCUUUCAGUGGUCUCUAUGGACCAUUGGGGGAGGGAAUACCACCAAGGGGACCAUUCAGAACUCAGUGUGCACAGCAGCCCCGCCUAUCAGGGCUCAGAGCUCACAUCAGGGAGAGGAGGCACCGGAGACCCGCCACCAUCCUAUGAGGAGGCUGUGGGCCAUACAGACGUCCAGAUAGAGACGGAGCCACCGCCGCAAUACGAGGAUAUAGUCAACACUAGCUCUGGCGGCCAUGGGAAGUAAAGUUGCUCUCACUACCACCCCAACAGAAGCCCUAACACACACUAAGAGCCUCUGAUAAAUGAGCAGAAUCACUGUUGAGGAAUCACCAGCCUUUUCCCUUCACACAGAGACACUUUUAACCGUUCAGUGGACUAACACAAUGUCUGCCCGGUGCCAGCACUGUUGAAGUUUGCACUAAUCUUUCAUUGAUGAGGUGAAGUAAUAGCAGGAAGGAUGUUGCAAUCCCAAAACCAAUCAGCCUCCUCUGAUUUUCCUCAUCUGUUGCUUUCACACUGUCGCAAAUAUUUAACUCGGCAGGCAUAACAAAUGUUGCAUGUGGGGAAUAAAAGGGUUCAGAUUGCCAUAAUGGAGGACAACUACUCUAAAAGUGUAUACAAGGGUUGGACCAAUGCUUUAUUGAAGGGUUAGUGCCAAUUUUGUAGGCUUUAGUGUUCGUUAGUACAUAUUCUGCACUUACAAUUGAAUACCUUUUUGGAAUUCAACCUUUUUGUUGUAAAAAAAUAUGGUAUUUUCUACGGUUUGGCCCCAGUCCGUACCCAUUCUUUGCAAGAGUUUCUAUUCAUUUUUUUCUAACUAGCAAGGAUUGAUUUUACAAAUGCAAAAAGUAAUCCCAAUAAAAAAAUGUGAAUCUGUUGUAAAUGCCUCUGAGCUACGGGCACAACUAUGAAUGCAAAUACUUUUUACUUGCUAGAGAACAGUCUUUUACAUUUGGAAGACUGCAUGCUUUUGCUAAAAUGUUGCCUAGCACAAUUCUGAAAGAGCCGUUUUUGUUACAAUAAGUGAUUUUUGACAACCAGAGGUCAGAAAGAGAGAAGCAAGUACAAAAUCAAGCAAUCAUUGUUUGCUUACAGGUUUGUGUGUCUAACCUGUAAGCAAACAAUGAUGUAUCUCUCUGCAGGUUCACCCCACCUUAAGUUCAAGAUUUACUCGUUAGCUCUGGCCUGGUCGACUGACUCCUAACACCAACAUUUUGUGAGUUUACUUUUGCUGUUUUAUGAUGGGCAAGUGGUAGAUGCUUGUUUUCUAAAUUGUAAUUUCAAUUAACACUCUUGUCUUCCUAUCAACUGUGCCACUUCAUUAUAAAUAAUCACCCAAAUCUAUGUUACACCGUUUAAGCCAACUUUAUUCUGACCAAGUUUUACUUUCUUUUUUUUAAUUGAUGGUAAAUAGACCUCAUUUACAUAGAAUUAAACCUCAUUUCUGAGUUAAAAAAGGCAAACAUGUUAAACGUAUUUACAAAAUGACCCCAGAAGAUCACAGAUGCUAUACAUUUGAAUAAAACCCAAAACUUAAUGAAAGUGAUCAUACUUAUUUUCAAAAACGUGCAUGAACAUAGAACAAACCUUUAUUCUAACAUAAAAACAUUUGGAAACGUUUCAAAUUCGACCGGAGGACAACAGGACGGUUACAUUUAAAUUACUGCUCACAGUUUUGUAUUGGGGGUUAAAGGGAGUCCUGAGACCCAGCAUUUAGUAAAUGAUCAGGUUUCACAACCUAAAACAAUCAUCGUUUUCUACAUUUAUUUAAUUAUUUAAAACAAUCUAAUUUUACAGGUUUAAAAAGUCAAGAUGCCAAAGGAAUGCAUUGGUCCAACCUCAGAAUACACUUGAUUGUUUUGGAGAUUAAAAUGUAAGAUAAAACCAGCAGUUAUAAAGGGGUGGUGAAAUGUGUGUGUGUGUCGUAUGUGCUUACAGUGUGGUAAUGCAUGCAGCUGGGUCUGUUCUCAUGAGGUUGGAUGUGGCUCUGCUCAGUCUGUUGAUGCUCAGAGCUCCCAUGGCCUUCUCCGGUCUGUCGGCAUUAACCAGAGCCUGCUUUAACUGUGAAAUGUUUCCCUACUCUUUCCUCUAAAGCAAACGUAACCGUGUUGGAAUUUAACACAGUCUUCUGCUGUGCCACUUUCACUAAAAGCACACUGCGGAUUCUCACAAUAGGUUUUCAGCUACACCAUUAAUGAGUUUUGGGAGUGACUUGCAGAUGAUUGUGGGACAGGAAGCAAUAGAAACAGACCCUUUGGAAAAUGUUUAAAAGAGGGAAGAGAUGUUAUUAACGAUACUAUGGACAAAUUUAGCAUGUGUAAUGUACCUGUAUAUAAAUAUGUAUAGUCUUGACGUGUGAAGGUGAGUUACAGUGAUUGUUUUUCAAUGCAGUGACACAGGGAUCUCUAUUAUACAGUAGGUUUGGAUACAUGAAGGCACUUUGUGUUUGAGCUCAAACUGAGCUGCUGGAUGAAAACCAGGACCCUGGUUUGACGUCUUCAGCGUCACUUUCAGCCAUUACAAUGUCACUGUAAUCUUCUGGAGAAAAAGUGCUCAUACUCUAUAUGCAAUGUUGCUGCAUACACUCUAAAAACCAAAUAUAUCUGUCUAAUAAUACUCAUACAUGUCACAUUUCCUGUCUACACCUCAGACGUGGAGCACUGAUUAUUAUACUUUGUGUGAGUUGACCUGUGAACCUCAGCACCUGCAAUGACCUUUAACUGAGUUGGGGGGGGGGGGGGGCAGCCAUUUUGGUAAGGUCAGUUGUUGUACUGUUACUUGCAGAGCCCUUUUUUUACAAUGCUUUAUUAAACAAAAUGUUAUAUAACAUUUACUGCAAGAAAAGUUGUAAUAAGUCCUUGAUAUGUGCAGAAGCUUGAAUUAAUUUGUAAUAAAACACGAAAAAUGUGCAA
This is a messenger RNA of Eleginops maclovinus (Patagonian blennie), 3400 nucleotides long. It is a transcript of the gene prrg1, whose product is annotated as proline rich Gla (G-carboxyglutamic acid) 1. The record is from RefSeq and is a predicted model, not a curated record. Lineage: Eukaryota; Metazoa; Chordata; Actinopteri; Perciformes; Eleginopidae. Gene Ontology annotation, cellular component: extracellular region. Gene Ontology annotation, molecular function: calcium ion binding.